Mugil cephalus (flathead mullet) is the source of this 2358-nucleotide messenger RNA. It is a transcript of the gene ddx5, whose product is annotated as DEAD (Asp-Glu-Ala-Asp) box helicase 5. The transcript has 12 exons. The coding region runs from base 116 to 1975 and encodes 619 amino acids. Gene Ontology annotation, biological process: alternative mRNA splicing, via spliceosome. Gene Ontology annotation, molecular function: ATP binding; RNA binding; RNA helicase activity. Gene Ontology annotation, cellular component: nucleus; ribonucleoprotein complex; cytoplasm. NCBI's taxonomy places the organism in Eukaryota, Metazoa, Chordata, Actinopteri, Mugiliformes, Mugilidae. The record is from RefSeq and is a predicted model, not a curated record.
UCGUUUUUUACGUUACCGGCAUUUCAGUAUCUUCGCCGGCCGGGUUUUUCGUCUCUAAGUCUACCUUGAAACCUCGUUCUAUUUAUCUUUUCAUUUAUAUACACUUGUUUACAACAUGCCUGGAUAUGCCGACAGAGAUCGCGGCAGGGACAGGGAUAGAGACAGAGGCUAUGGCGGCGGCCCUCCUCGAUUCGGUGGGAACCGCGGCGGCGGAGGAGGAGGGAAGUUCGGCAACCCCGGCGACCGACUGCGGAAGAAACACUGGAACCUGGACGAGCUGCCCAAGUUUGAGAAAAACUUUUAUCAGCAGCAUCCCGACGUUGCCAGGAGGUCUCCGCAAGAGGUCGAACAAUACAGAAGAACCAAAGUGAUUACAGUGAAGGGGAGGGAAUGUCCGAAUCCAAUCACAAAGUUUCACGAAGCCAGCUUCCCCUCUUAUGUGAUGGACGUGAUCAACAAACAAAACUGGACUGAACCAACUCCCAUCCAGGCUCAGGGCUGGCCUCUGGCUCUCAGUGGCCAGGACAUGGUGGGCAUCGCACAGACCGGCUCUGGCAAGACGCUUUCGUAUUUGCUGCCUGCUAUCGUGCACAUCAACCACCAACCUUUCUUGGAGCGUGGAGAUGGUCCAAUUUGUUUAGUGCUGGCGCCGACCCGUGAGCUGGCACAGCAGGUGCAACAGGUGUCCGCAGAGUACGGCAGAGCUUCUCGCCUCAAGUCGACCUGUAUCUACGGAGGAGCACCAAAGGGACCUCAGAUCCGUGACCUGGAAAGAGGUGUGGAGAUCUGCAUCGCCACCCCAGGCAGGCUCAUCGACUUCCUCGAGGCAGGAAAGACGAACCUUCGCCGCUGCACUUACCUCGUGCUGGACGAGGCCGACAGAAUGCUGGACAUGGGCUUCGAGCCACAGAUCCGGAAAAUUGUCGACCAGAUCAGGCCUGACCGACAGACUUUGAUGUGGAGCGCUACUUGGCCCAAAGAGGUUCGUCAGCUGGCAGAAGACUUCCUGAAGGAGUACGUCCAGAUCAAUGUUGGUGCGCUGCAGCUCAGCGCCAACCACAACAUCCUGCAGAUAGUGGAUGUUUGCAAUGAUGGAGAGAAGGAGAACAAGCUCAUCCGCCUGCUGGAGGAGAUCAUGAGCGAGAAGGAGAACAAGACCAUCAUCUUUGUGGAGACAAAGAGACGGUGCGAUGACCUGACAAGGAGGAUGAGGAGGGAUGGAUGGCCGGCCAUGGGUAUCCAUGGAGAUAAAAGCCAACAGGAAAGAGACUGGGUUCUCAAUGAGUUCAAAUAUGGAAAAGCUCCUAUUCUCAUCGCUACAGACGUUGCCUCCAGAGGUCUAGAUGUUGAAGACGUGAAAUUUGUCAUCAACUUUGACUACCCCAACAACUCUGAGGACUAUAUCCACCGCAUUGGCCGAACGGCUCGAAGCCAAAAGACGGGCACUGCCUAUACCUUCUUCACUCCGAACAACAUGAGGCAGGCGAGCGACCUCGUCUCUGUGCUGCGCGAGGCCAACCAGGCGAUCAAUCCCAAGCUCCUCCAGAUGGCAGAAGACAGAGGAGGUCGUUCAAGGGGAGGCAGAGGUGGUGAUUACGACCGUCGGGAUAGGUAUUCUGGCAGGCGCGACUUUGGUAGUUUUAGGGACAGGGAUAAUGGUAGAGGCUUUGACAAUGGACCAAGUAAGGCCUUCGGCUCAAACUCACAAAACGGAGGCUACGGGGGAAACAACAACAACGGCAGCAGCAACGGCUUCAGCGGCGCGAGCUACAACGGUAACGGACAGUCCAGCUUCGGCGGCCAAACGGGCGCCUUCGGAGGUCAGACCAACUUCCAGGCCCAACAGUUCGCCCCCAACAAGGGCGUCACGCAGAACGGCACAACUCACCCCCAGUUCCCCUUCCCACAGGCACAGGCUCCACAGCAGCACCCUCCGCUGGGGCAGUACCCCAUGCCUCCUCAGUUCUCUCAGUAAAAAAAAAAAACACACACACACACUUGAAAGAAGUAAUUUAUUGCUUUUUCUUUUGUCUUUUUAAGUUCUUCUACUUUUAUCCAGAUUAUUAUUAUUUUUUUUUUUUGUAUUUACAAAAACAGCAGGAUUACUCGACAACCUUUUAUCCGAACCUUUUUAAGAUCUGCAGUGCAGCAGUAGAGGCGUUGCACACUUUUUUUUUUUUUUUUUUUUUUCUUAUCACUAUUUAAUUUGUUACAUUCCUCAGUAGUUAAAAGUUUUGUACUAGGUAAUUACAACUGUAUUGGUUUUCAUGUGUAUCAUUGAAAGUGAUGUUAAGCUCCUACCGUGGACGUGCACUGCAUGAUCUUUCAAAAUAAACCCCACAAAAUAUAAAAAAAAAA